Molecule: messenger RNA, 1466 nt
Organism: Camellia sinensis
Lineage: Eukaryota; Viridiplantae; Streptophyta; Magnoliopsida; Ericales; Theaceae
Product: cysteine synthase, chloroplastic/chromoplastic
Molecular function (GO): cysteine synthase activity
Source: RefSeq, a predicted model, not a curated record
AGUUGUGUUGCUAUUUGGAGAGAGCGAAGGAAACAGAGAGGACAGAGAGAGAGAGAGAGAGAGAGAGUGUAGCUGGCAGAGAGCAGAGGACGAAACGACAAUGGCUUCUUUGAUCAACAGGUCUUUGACUUCUAUCUGCAACUCCAAAUCAGCGAUGUGCAUCGAAACUCGAUUUCCGAGUCGGUUUCGCGUUGGGUUCACUUCUCCGAGCCUCAGCAAUUCCGGGAAGGUCUCUUCUUCUUCGAUAGUCUGCAAAGCUGUGUCUGUGAAGCCUCAAACUGACAUUGAAGGCCUCAACAUUGCCGAUGAUGUCUCUCAGCUUAUUGGGAAAACUCCAAUGGUGUAUUUGAAUAAUAUUGUAAAGGGGUCUGUUGCAAACAUAGCCGCCAAGCUUGAGAUCAUGGAGCCAUGUUGCAGUGUCAAGGACAGGAUUGGACACAGUAUGAUAACUGAUGCUGAGCAGAGGGGUCUUAUAACACCAGGGAAGAGCAUUCUGGUGGAGCCAACUAGUGGAAACACUGGCAUUGGACUUGCAUUUAUAGCUGCUUCAAAAGGAUAUAAGCUCAUAUUGACAAUGCCAGCCUCAAUGAGUCUAGAAAGAAGGGUUCUUUUUAAAGCUUUUGGAGCUGAGCUUGUUUUGACUGAUUCUGCUAAGGGGAUGAACGGAGCAGUUCAGAAAGCUGAAGAAAUUUUGAAUAGCACGCCAAAUGCCUACAUGCUUCAACAAUUUGACAAUCCUGCAAAUCCAAAGGUUCACUAUGAGACAACUGGUCCAGAGAUCUGGGAAGAUACAAGAGGCAAGGUGGACAUUUUUAUUGCAGGGAUCGGCACUGGUGGAACAAUUUCUGGGGUUGGUCAGUUCCUUAAACAGCAAAAUCCUAGCAUAAAGGUUAUUGGUUUGGAACCGUUAGAAAGCAACAUACUCUCUGGUGGGAAGCCUGGUCCUCACAAAAUUCAAGGAAUCGGAGCAGGUUUUAUACCCAGAAAUUUGGAUCAAGCUAUAGUUGAUGAAAUCAUAGCGAUAUCCAGUGACGAAGCUGUAGAAACUGCAAAGCAGCUGGCACUCCAGGAGGGCUUGUUGGUUGGAAUUUCUUCUGGAGCAGCAGCAGCCGCUGCGCUCAAAGUUGGAAAGAGACCUGAGAAUGCGGGAAAGCUUAUUGCGGUUGUUUUUCCGAGCUUCGGUGAACGAUAUUUGUCCUCGGUUCUUUUCCAAUCAAUACGAGAAGAGUGUGAGAAAAUGCAACCUGAGCCUUGAAAAAGUUUUUCAAGUCAAGAGACGUCUUUUUGUUAUUCUUUUGUUUCUUUCCAAAAAUUUUACUUUCUGAGCUCAAAUUAUGCAAAUAAUUUCAAAGAUUAGGUCUAUACAACAUGUAUGACCUCAUGUUCAAUUUGUUAAUAAUGGUGAUUGGUUUCGAAUGGUGAAUGGAACUGUGGCAAUUGAUUUUCAGUCAUUGAAAAAUUGUGAA